AUGCUGAAGCUUAAAGGAGAAUUGAGAGCUGCCAAAGACCUGAAAAAUGAGGCUGGAGAGAGAGAUAGAGAAGUGAACAGCCUGAACAGCAAGCUCUUGAGCCUACAACUUGACAUCAAGAAUCUGCAUGAUGUCUGCAAGAGACAAGGGAAGACCUUGCAGGAAAAUCAACUCUGUGUGGAAGAGGCAAUGAUCAACAACCAUAGCAAGCAGCAAGCACAGGGCUUAGUAUUUGAAGAGUCGCAGAUGGAGUUUGGGUCCAGUAAGCAGUGUCACCUGAGACAACUCCAGCAGUUGAAGAAAAAAUUGCUGGCCCUGCAGCAGGAGCUGGAGUUCCGCACAGAAGAGCUUCAGGCGACAUACUGUUCCCUCCUGCAGUACCAGUCCAUCCUGAAGAAGGAGACUUCAGACCUGGUCCUCCUCCACCACCACUGCAAGCUCAAAGAGGACGAGGUGAUUCUCUAUGAGGAAGAAAUGGGAAGUCAUAAUGAGAACACAGGAGAAAAGCUCCACUUGGCCCAGGAGCAGCUUGCCUUGGCUGAGCACAAGAUUGUCUCCCUGGAGAGGAGCUUAAACCUUUACAGGGACAAAUACCAGACUUCCCUGAGCAACAUCGAGUUACUGGAGUGCCAAGUGAAGAUGCUGGAAGGAGAGCUUAGCGGGCUCAUCAGUCAGGAGCCGGAGAACAAGGGUGACCACUCCAAGGUGCGUAUCUACACAUCCUCCUGCAUGAUUCAAGAGCAUCAGGAAACCCUGAAACGACUCUCCGAAGUCUGGCAGAAGGUUUCUGAGCAGGACGACCUCAUCCAGGAGCUUCGAAACAAGCUGGCCUGCAGCAAUGCUUUGGUGCUGGAACGUGAAGAGGCUUUAAUAAAAUUACAAGCCGACUUUGCUUCCUACACAGCCACCCACAGACAUCCUCCCAGCUCCUCCGAAGACUGUGAAGACAUCAAAAAGAUACUAAAGCACUUGCAGGAGCAGAAGGACAGCCAGUGCCUGCAUGUGGAGGAGUACCAGAACCUUGUGAAGGACCUGCGCAUGGAGCUAGAAGCUGUGUCAGAGCAGAAGAAAAACAUCAUGAAGGACAUGAUGAAGCUGGAGCUGGACUUGCACGGACUGCGGGAAGAGACAUCUGCACACAUUGAGCGGAAAGACAAGGAGGCUCUCCUCCUGCAACACCGACUGCAGGAGCUGCAGUUGCAGUUCACGGAGAACCAAAAGCUGGCUUUGAAGAAAGACAAGUUACUCCAAGAGAAAGAUGAAAUGCUACAUGAACUAGAGAGGAAACUGACUCAGAUUCAAAACAAUGUCAUGAAAAAAGAGAUGGAGCUGGAGAAGCAGCUAGCUCGAACAACAGAGCUCGAAGUGACCGUUAAGGAGGCAAAGCAAAACAACUCCAAGGCGGAGUGUGGGGCCCUGCGGGCUGAGGUGGAGAAGCUGAAGGACAGUCUCGAAGAGGCCAAACAGCAGCAGAAGCUGGCAGCUCAGCAGGUAACCCAGUAUAAGGAAGAAGCCAGGCUGGCCCAGGUCAGCCUGGAGGAUGCUCAGAGGAAACUGCAAAGCUGCAUUUUCCUGGACAAACAGAAGGCAGAAACCAUCCAGGAACUACAGAAAAACCUCCAGAAGCUGCAGAAGGAAUUCACCAUGGCUGAGGAGGAGCUCACAGUCAACAGGAAACGGGUAGAGGAGCUGACAUUUGAGUUCUCUGAGGCCCUGAGGAAGAAUGAAAGUUGUGAGAAAGAGAACAGGCAGCUUCGUAAGACAGCAGAGGAACAAGAGAUGAAAAUAAAUGACAUGUUAGAUCGUAUCCAACUCAUUCAGCACCAGCAAAGGGAGCUGGCCGCUGCCAAAAGCAAGCUGGAAGAUGAUCUCCAGGAGGCAACAAAGUCGCUGGAGGAGAAACGGGAGCAACUGAAAAAGAGCAAAGAUCGGGAGAAGUUGCUGGAGGAGGAACUUGAGGCUUUGCGAGAGGAAGAGAAGAAGAAAGAGAAAAUGUUGAAGGAGAAUUUGAGAAAGAUGGAAGAGGAAAAUGAGAAUAUCCGAAAAGAGGUGAUGCGUUACUCUACACAACUGGAAGCCACCAUCAGCAAAUACAAUGCCAGCAAGCAAGUCAUCGAGGAGUUGAAUAUAGAGAUAAACCGCCAGAAGGAGAACAUUGCCAGCCUGAAGACCCAGCUGGAGAAGGCGGAGGAGAAAGAGAGGCACUUACUUCAGACCAUGGUGACAAGAGAGACCUAUGAGGAGUUAUCCCGGAAGUCGGGUGCCUGCCAGGAUGACCUGACGCAAGCCCUGGAGAAGCUCAACCAUGCGACCUCAGAGACAAAGAGCCUGCAACGAAGCUUGCUGCAGGCGCAAGACAAGAAGGCUCACCUGGAAGAUGAAAUCCUCGCCUAUGAGGACAGGAUGAAAAAGCUCAAUAUGGAAUUGAAAAAACUGCAGGGCUUCCACCAGCAGAGUGAGCUAGAGGUGAACACCUUUGACAAGAAGCUAGAGGAGAUGAGCAACCAAGUGCUGCAGUGGCAGAAGCAGCACCAAAAUGACCUCAAGAUGCUGGCAGCCAAAGAGCAGCAGCUCAGGGAGUUCCAGGAGGAGAUGACCACGCUCAAAGAGAACCUCCUUGCAGACGAGAAGGAGACCUGCUGCCUGCCUCAGCGCUCCGUGCCCAAAGACACCUGCAGGCUCCACCGAGAGAAUGAUCAGAUUAUGUGUAACAUGGAGCAGUGGGCCAAAGAGCAGAAGGUUGCCAAUGAGAAACUCGGAAACAAGCUCCGGGAGCAGGUCAAAUACAUUGCCAAGCUGACUGGUGAAAAGGACCACCUCCACAACGUAAUGAUCCAUCUGCAGCAAGAAAACAAGAAGCUAAAGAAUGAGAUUGAAGACAAGAAGAUAAAAGCCGGGCAUCAGAAGCUUUGCAGCAAAGCGAUAUGCCCUAGCAAAGUGGAGCCCACACAGAAGGGCAAAGUGUGUGGUAUGCUGGGCUGGAGAGGCACGCCCCAGGAUCUGAGCCCCAGGCUGGACUUCACCAAGUACCUCGGGCUGCCCCACUGCUCAGGUUCCUCAUAUUGCUAGACUCAGCAUCUUGGCCUGAGCAUCAUAAGCAUGCGUGAGUUUCAGAGGAUGGUGAGUUGCUACCCCUGUCCUCCUGACCUGAAUCAGCUCUUCAGGAACGUAACAAGGCCCCAACCUAUUUUGCAAGAUGCUAGCAUUGAGUUUUGUCCAAUUCCCUGCAAUGGAGCAAGCUUUGGAACCAUUCCACCACCCCAGGCCCAAAUGGCAAAAUAAAGACAUGAACACAAA
Messenger RNA from Ochotona curzoniae (black-lipped pika), 3297 nucleotides. It is a transcript of the gene PMFBP1, whose product is annotated as polyamine modulated factor 1 binding protein 1. Lineage: Eukaryota; Metazoa; Chordata; Mammalia; Lagomorpha; Ochotonidae. The record is from RefSeq and is a predicted model, not a curated record. The coding region runs from base 1 to 3069 and encodes 1022 amino acids. Gene Ontology annotation, biological process: spermatogenesis. The transcript is spliced from 20 exons.